UUUUUUUUCCAGAUUUUACUUAGCAAGAAUUCAGAAGAAAGAGUCCAAUUUAACACUGCCUCAUGUAAUGUUGCAGUGUCAGACAAGUCAAACUGCAUGCCUGUGAGGUAUGACUUGGUUUUUCACCCUCCCCAUGACCAAAUCAUUACAGGAAUUCUAUUUAGAAUUGAUUUUGGAAUGCCAUCCCACCUCCCUCUUUAUAGGUGCUGGACCUGUCCGCAGUCCUCAACACUCAUAGUCAUGCAGAUCCACCCACAAUCUUUUCUGGGGUUUUCAAUGAGCUUUCUGAAAUUCUGGCAGUAAGAGUCAUUCAAAGGCAAAGGUAGACCAGCUAAAGAGACCAAUAGCAUGACUGUACUUUCUAAUCAGUGAGGGUACUGCAGGCUCAGACUGAAAACCAGCAGACCGGGCUUCAAGUCAGUUCCAUUAGUUCUAACAGAAUAUUUCUCCCCUUAUUGGGAUGUUCCACACCUUGCUGCUCCACAGACAAUCAGCUGAGGAGUCCAUCCAUCCUUCUUAACUCACAGAGCUGGGAUUACAACAUUAUCUGCUGCAGGUGGAGAGAAACUCUAUUUCCUUUAAUUAUCUUCUCCCCAGAGAUAGGAAGGAAAACAACGCCUAACUGAUUGAACAGAACACAUCACUUGUCGAAUAAGGUAAUAAAAAAGGAGAUUGCUGCAUAAGACCUUUUUUUUUUUUUUUACUGGAGAUGUUGUGAAUCCCACGUGUGGGAGCUCAUUCUGGGCUGGAAAGAUUCUAUCAUUGCAACAUCAGAUCUGUUUUCAAACCUACAGAGCUCUGUCUCAUCUUCAUCAAUCGAAAAACUGAACCUGAUUUCAUAGUUAUUGUUCUCUGGACACAAAACUGCUAUUUUCCUUUGAUUAUCCAAAAUUUCAGAAGCUUUUUUUUUUUUUUUUUACAGUUCAUAGGUGGAUGUUACAGCAAAUUAAGGUUAAACUAUGUUCCAGAGAUAAGAUUUAUUUCAGCACCUUGGACCUAUACAGACACUGCAGCUGCCAACUUGCAGACAGGUUCCAAUGAAGAAUCUAGCAAAACAUCCAAGCACUCAAUAUCACUAAAUCGACAGAACCACCAACAGCAAGAUGUUUAAAGAAUUUACUUAUGUGUCUGGGGGUAUCUGGAAAUUUUUUGAAUGAAGACGAGUCAACAUAGAUUGUUUUGGGACAAUAAGAGGAAUAAACCUUAAUUCCACAAAAUAUGCGAAUAAUGGGGUCUAUAAGCCUCUAAAGAAUAUUAAGAGAUGGUGGUGACUGUCCCAUAUUAAAUCCGUGAGUGAAGAAAAUAAGAAAAAUUUGGCAAAGAAAACUCUACAGCCCAAGUGUAUAUGGGCACAGAUGAAUACGUUGAGUAAACUAUAAAGAAAAAAGAAGAAACAUAGAAGAACGAAGCAUAUAAUGAAUAAAAGAGAUUUGCAGAAGGCAACAAAAGGGACAUUUCUUAUAAUAAUUUGCAUUGUAACACUGUGGGGGAAGUUGGCAGUUGGGGCAAUUCAUCAUAAAGGACAGCAUGUUAGAACUGGAACAUGUGAAGUUGUGGCUAUCCACAGAUGUUGUAAUAAGAACAAGAUAGAAGAAAGAUCUCAAACUGUCAAGUGCUCAUGUUUUCCAGGGCAAGUAGCUGGGACCACAAGGGCCCAUCCUUCCUGUGUCGAUGCAUCUAUAGUGGAACAGAAGUGGUGGUGUCAGAUGCAGCCGUGUCUUGAUGGAGAAGAAUGCAAAGUUCUUCCAGAUCAGAAAGGUUGGAGUUGUGCCUCAGGGAACAAAGUGAAAACAACAAAGGUUACGCGGUAGCUGUAGGAAGAAAAGAAAAAGCUCAAAGCUGAGUAAAUUUAACUAAGGAAAUGCAAAGGCAAUCUUUAAACAAAUCACAAUGCAAAACUUUCUUUGCAGACUGACUAUUGGAAUGCCAGGAUUUCUGGGCAUACCACUGAGAGCACAAUUGUCCCCAACUCAUAAACAGUACUGUGAGAAUUUAAACCAUUGCCUGCAUGACAAAACAAAAGAAAAUGUGAAAAUAGAGAAGGAAAACAGCAUCCAGUCCACGUUUUCAGUAAACAAAAAUGUUUCCGUACUGAAGAAAUUCUAGUCAACUACAGUUCCGGAGAGAUUUUUUCAUGCAUUACAAAACCGUUAAAAACUUUCGUUAUCACAUGCCCCACUUGGUUCAUAAGUGGUAAAAUUAAUUAAAUUAAACAUUAUUCACUGAAAUGUUAUGUAUUUAGCUACGUUAUUUUUUCAACACGUCUGUUAACAUUCUAUCAAACAUGGUUGAUAUCUAAAUAUGCAUUCAACAAUCAAACGUAUGGGAGCCGUUAUCAUGAUUCUAGACAUUGUCUGAUGAUCUUUCUUUUUUAGCAAAUCAGCAUAUCUCAUAUCAUUAAAUAUCUGAUGUCUGUAACAUCCAUUAAAUGCUAUAUAGUUAACAACUGUAGCAUUUUAUCUCACUGGCCAAAAUCAGUCCAUUUUGGAACAUGAACACCUGCAGGCAUUAAAAUUCUGACAGUGAAUUGUGGUUAUAGAACAAUUUUUUAUGCUUUUGUGCUAUGAAAAUUCCAAAUGUGUGGAUGGCAAUAUAAAUUUUUUAGUUACACGACCGAGUUACCUUGUAUUUUUUUUUAGCUCAUGUUUAUGCUUCAACUAAUAGUAUUUUAUUCAUGCCUGCAUUAACUGUUAAUUCCAUCAUUUAUAAUUUAGCUGUUUGUAACUGUUUAUUAAAAUAUCAUGCAUAGCCUACAUAAUGCCUUAACCAUUUGAUGAUAAUCUGCAGUCAACUAAUGCAGAGUUGGCCAAAUGGUAGAUCCCAUACUAUUGGAGAAUUAGAAAUCAUGAUGCUCCUGGGGUUUGUAAUUCGGGGGAACCUUUUGAUCACACCUGCUAUAAUGAGUGAACAAUGGACUCGGCUUCUACAAUUUUAUAUUUGAAAUAAAAAAACAAUUGCAUCAAAAUACUGAUCCAUUACAAUCCAAAAAUUUCAUGAAAUUUGAAACUUAAAAUAUUAAGACCAAGCUUUUUGGAUAACACAGAAUUAAAAAUCGUUAAUUUAAUAUAACAAAAAAAUGGAAAGUACCAAACUAGCUAGCUUUAGAUAAAAUAUUGUAAAAAAGACAAUGUUGUAAACUAGACGUCUAGAUUAAGACAAAGAACACUUUUUUCCUGAAAACUCAGUGACAUAAAAUCGAAAUCUAAAUUGGGUUGCAUGAUAAAAGAAUACCACAAAGUACUUUUGUAAGCUACAAUGCGUAAGGCUGAUUUCAGAUCAAGACAAUUUAAUUAACCUUACUCUAUUAUGCACAAGAUAGGUUAAAAUGGGUAAUUGUUAGAAAUAAAUUGAAAAUGUAUAUUUUGUCAUUAAGCUGCUAAGUAAUCAAAAAGUUAAUGUUUCUAAGCACAGAUAUUAUUACCGCUUACACUUUAGGAGGGGUUAAUGGUUUAGUAAAUUUAUUCAGUAGUUAUGUUUUCAAUUGUUACCAUAUGGAUGUGUGUUUGUUUGAGAGAUCUUGUAAUUUCAUUAAUACGAUAUUUAUAAAA
Messenger RNA from Pelobates fuscus (common spadefoot toad), 3548 nucleotides. It is a transcript of the gene TAFA2, whose product is annotated as TAFA chemokine like family member 2. Gene Ontology annotation, molecular function: receptor ligand activity. The transcript is spliced from 9 exons. Lineage: Eukaryota; Metazoa; Chordata; Amphibia; Anura; Pelobatidae. The record is from RefSeq and is a predicted model, not a curated record. Bases 1416 to 1811 code for a protein of 131 amino acids.